This is a messenger RNA of Saprolegnia parasitica CBS 223.65, 1035 nucleotides long. RefSeq lists its product as hypothetical. The transcript has 9 exons. The coding region runs from base 1 to 1035 and encodes 344 amino acids. Lineage: Eukaryota; Oomycota; Saprolegniomycetes; Saprolegniales; Saprolegniaceae. The record is from RefSeq and is a predicted model, not a curated record. Gene Ontology annotation, molecular function: protein binding.
AUGGAGAAGGUCACGUCGCUCCUGGUCGACACCGCCACGGACGUCAACUGGCGCACGCCCGACGAGGGCUGGACGCCGCUGCACAUGGCGUCGGCCAUGGGCUACGACGACAUUGUCGGGUUGCUUCUGCGCCACGGCGUCGCCGCCGACGCACUGGGCCACGAUGGCACGUCGGCGCUGCACGGCGCUGUGCACAACCACCACUUGGGCUGCGUCGAGGCGCUGCUGCGCUUUGGCGCCGACGUCAACGCGAUCGAUGCGCAGGGUAUUUCUGCCCUGGAGAUCGCGUCGUCGGCCGGCGACCUCGAGAUGAUCGAGGUCUUUGCCACCAAGGCGAGCGCGCCGCUUACGUUGCAAAUGACUGACGGGACGACAGCGCUGCAUGCAGCGGCGCUCCAUGGGCACAUUGACGUUGUCCAAUGGCUCAUCUCGCACGGCUGCCCCAGUGACGCACCCAACGAAGACGGGUUCACACCGAUCAUGAUUGCAGCGCAGAUGGGCCAUGUCGGCGUCGUCGAGCUCCUCCACGCGCGCGGCGCGAGCCUUACGUACCGUACACCGGAUGGCUGGGAUGCCUUGUACGUUGCCGUGCAAAACGGCCAUGCGUCGGUCCUCGCCUUCUUGGUCACCCACGGCGCCAAUGUCCACGCCACCUACAAUAAUGGCAUUACGCUGCUGUACACGGCCGCGCAAGAAGGCCACGUCGAGUGCGCCUCGUACCUCUUGGACCACGCCAAGGUGCCGGUCGAUGCGCCGCAAACGAUGGGCUGGACACCGCUGCACAUUGCCGUGCUCCAUCACAAGAUGGCGAUUGCGCAGACACUUCUUUCGCACGGUGCAAAUGUCAACGCUGUCGAAAACGAGAUGGGCGGCACACCGCUGCAUGUCGCAGCCGAAAUGGGCAACCUCGAGAUGGUCCAGUUCCUUCUCUCGCAUGGUGCGAGCACGGCGGCGACGCUCAAGGAUGGAUCGACGCCACUCGACACGGCCAAGAACACGGGCAACGAAGCGGCCCUUGGCCCUUUGCUGGCGUAA